Aureobasidium pullulans EXF-150 is the source of this 783-nucleotide messenger RNA. RefSeq lists its product as uncharacterized. Bases 1 to 783 code for a protein of 260 amino acids. The transcript has 3 exons. The record is from RefSeq and is a predicted model, not a curated record. NCBI's taxonomy places the organism in Eukaryota, Fungi, Ascomycota, Dothideomycetes, Dothideales, Saccotheciaceae.
AUGAUCUCGGAUCUGUUUCUGAGUCGGUCGCGAACUCAGCUCUAUGGCUAUGACAAAGUUCGCGUACCUUUCCAUGCGAUUCGUGCCGCACAGCUGGUGUCUAGCAUCAUUGUCGGCAGUAUAAUGGCCUUUUUCAUCUAUCACCUACAACACGACCACUGGCCAACACCAUGGACAUUCAAAGUGCUUAUGAGCGUAUCUUGGAUCACGAUAGCUAUGCUGGCCACCACAAUCACGCUUCAUCUGCUUAGCGGCCUGAACCCUCGUCUCAACCUCAUCUUCAAUGGCACUGUGUUCGUGAUCUGGACUAUGGGGUUUGGCAUGCUGUCAUGGUGGAUGUGGGGAACUUUGACACACUUCUGCGAUGUCAGCCACUGGAAUGAUGGCACUGGCAUCAUGGUGUGCAAGAUUUACAAGGCCCUCUUCAGCUUCGCGCUGCUUGGACUGAUCUCUACUCUGAUGGCAGUAGCGUUGGACAUUCACAUCAGCCGCAUGAACACUCUUCGCGGUCAACACUUCCGUCUCAAUCUCCGCGGCGAUAGAAAGGCCAGCGACAUCACCAUGAACGGCCCCUAUGCCGAUAUCAACUCCCAGUCAAACUCGCACGACAAUCUUACACACUCUCACGAGAGUCUGCCCCACUUGGCUACUGGCGAUGCCUUCGAAGUACCUACCAGCGGAUCACAAAAGACUAGAGCUGGCUACACUAUCCCGGAAUCGCAGUUCGACUACGAGACUGGAUAUCACGGAGGUCAUGCUGAGAGAGUCUUUGGCGCAAAGUAA